AUGUACUGCAUAGAAGAUCGCUUCCUGAUGUCAAAAUGUAUGCCUGAAUGGAUCUUGACCCUGGAAGAGCAGGGCUGGUACCUUUCUCAUGCCUGACGCACUUGCAACGCUGUUGGCGACGUUAUCAGUUAAUUAGCAAUUUAACCUAUUUUCUAUCUAGGCCUUCGAAUCGUGUUAUAUGUGGAUUUUCUUACCAGGUUUAAGCUGAGAGAAACAUGCAGAAGUGGUUUAAUUAUUUGUUACGAUUUAACUGGGUACUGUCCUGCAGGUAUCCUUAUGUUACUGGUACAUCAGUAAUUGGCAUAAAAUAUAAAGAUGGAAUUCUCAUGGCUGCUGAUACCGGAGGUCAUAUCCCAUCUAAGUCUUCUUGUGUUCAUUUGCAAGUUCUUAAUUUAUUUCUCUUAUGAGGCGACUUUAUUUUCUACAAGUUUCGUUGUGUCAGCUGUACACUAAUUUUGUGUGGUAUGCAUUUCGACAUCGUCAUAUUUAUAGGCGAGUGAAGAGACGAGACUGUGUAUUAUUAAAAACUAAACGGAAAUGCUACGUGGUUGGAUUCCUGAGCUAAUUAAGUGAUAUGCGUGCCUGCCCGAUUUAGAUUUCAUACAAUUCGUUGAAAAAAGUGUGCCUUGUGCAAUCUCUGGAUUUGUGGCUUGGCACUUAGAAGAAUAAAAAUGUGGCCUAGGUUCUAAGAGGGUAAAUGGUUCCUUGCGUGGGAUAUUUUCUUCUGAGACUGUUAGAUUGCUUUGGCUACUUGACAAGGCUUUAUGACAUUACAUCGGCUCUCCUCUCUAACUUUGGGGUCAUCUUUUUCGGACUUUUCUAAUUAAGCCAGUCAUGCGGUCCGUGUUUCAUCACCUGCCUACCUUACCAAGCGCUCAUAGAAUGUGCUGGUCAAGAAAUUCUAUUCUUUGAUGUACAGUUUUAUGGAUUUAUUUAACUUUUUUUUUCUUGCAUUCUGAUAAAAAAAUGGAAGUCAUUCACUGGAAUAGUACCCUGAAUGUGCUGGUUCUGAUGUCAGUCGGCUAAUUUGGGUCAGGAAAGAAACUAUUGACUCGGAUUUUGAAUCGGGGCCAUGUGGAGAGUUUUUGAAAAAAAUGGAUUUUUUUUUAUCAUUGGUCUAAACACUGACAAAUCUCAUAGUUUUUAGGGCGUAUAAUCAUUGAACAAUACCCAGGUGUGAUGCCACUUCUAUUGCUUCUCUUUGCUUUCAAGCUCAUUGUUGAUUCAUGUUAUUCUUUGGUAUUAUCAACUCCCACACCUAUGCCUCUGGCAUCUUCUCUUAGUUUCUUAUUAUUAUUGCAUCUGGAAAUUUAUUAUUAUUUUUUCUCGUUAGUAACAUCGAUGCUUUUACACAGAGAUCUUUUCCAUGGCCGUUGCCACUAUUGUUCAUUGGUAUUUUGGUCACCCUCAUCUGUGUCUCCCUGUUCAAAUCAAUGUCCAGGUUCAUAUGGUUCAACUCUACGAUACAAGAGUGUUGAGCGAAUGAAAGUGAUUGGCAAGCAUUCACUUCUUGGCGCAAGUGGGGAAAUCAGCGAUUUUCAAGAGAUUUUGCGGUACCUUGAUGAGCUAAUGUAAGAACAUGGAAUGUAACCAAGGUCCUACUUUAGCAAUCCAUAUGGACUAUUUUAUCAUUGUAUUGAAGAUUGGGGAUUGAUGCCUCAUCUGUUUCAGUGCUUCUAUUCUGGGCAACUUCUCAUAUCUUUCCUAAUACUGCAGUCUAUAUGACAACAUGUGGGAUGAUGGGAAUUCCUUGGGCCCCAAAGAGAUCCACAACUACUUGAACAGAGUGAUGUACAAUAGGCGCAACAAAUUCAAUCCUCUUUGGAACUCCCUUGUUCUCGGUGGAGUGAAAAAUGGGAACAAAUAUCUUGGCGUGGUAUGCCCAUUUGUUUGUUUCUCUCUCUUACUCUCCCCCUUACAGAUAUUGCUGUAAUUAUCGACCUCACACUUUCUUUGAGUGCCCCAUGCAGGUUACCAUGCUCGGCGCGCAUUACGCGGAUAACCAUGUUGCUACCGGAUUCGGAAACCAUCUAGCGGUGCCAAUCCUUCGUUCUGAAUGGAAGGAGGGCAUGAGCUUCGAGGAAGCCGUGAAGCUGCUGGAGAAAUGCCUGCUCGUGCUCUUGUACCGUGACAGGUCAUCUAUCAACAAGUUCCAGGUACACUCCUUGGAUGUUUCUGUUCUUUUGAUAUUUUUCUUGUGAAUGGCGAUUAUUGUAUUCAGGAAAAAUAUCUGUUUAUUAUAUUCCCCGUUUCAUUAUGUUCUCAGUUUGUUCUUUUAACUUUUUCCUGUGAAUGGCGAUUAUUGUAUUCAGGAAAAAAUAUCUGUUUAUUAUAUUCCCCGUUUCAUUAUGUUCUCAGUUUGUUCUUUUAACUUUUUCCUGUGAAUGGGGAUUAUUAUAUUCAGGAAAAAUGUCUAUUUAUUAUAUUCCCCACUUCAUUAUGUUCUUAAUUCGUUCCUUUAUAUUUUCCUGUGAAUGGGGAUUGUUAUAUUCAGGAAAAUAUCUAUUUAUUUAUAUUCCCCUCUUCAGUAUUUUCUUAGUUUCUUCUUUUAUCUUUUUCCUGUGAAUGGGGAUUAAUAUACUCAGGAAAAUAUCUAUUUAUCAUAUUCCCCGCUUCAUUAUGUUAUUAGUUUGUUCUUUUAUCUUUUUCCUGUGAAUGGCGAUUAUUCUAUUGAGGAAAAAUAUUUAUUUAUUGUAUUUCGCCGCUAUAUUAUGUUCUUAGUUCGUUCUUUUAUAUUUUUCCUGUGAAUGGGGAUUAUUAUAUUGAGGAAAAAUAUCUAUUUAUUAUAUUUCCCCGGUUCAAUAUGUUUUUAGUUCGUUCUUUUGUGUUUUCCCUGUGGAUGGGGAUUAUUAUAUUGAGGAAAAAUAUCUAUUUAUUAAAUUCCCCCGGUUCAUUAUGUUCUUGGUUAUCUUUCCAAAACUGUAGAUCGCCAAGAUCACCGAAGAAGGCGCCACUAUCUACCCGGCCUACUCCUUGAAGACUUUCUGGGGGUUUUCUGCCUUUCAGAAUCCUGGUCAGUUUGCCGAAGGAACAUGGUAG
Spirodela intermedia is the source of this 3039-nucleotide messenger RNA. The record is from the annotation of a GenBank genome assembly. Lineage: Eukaryota; Viridiplantae; Streptophyta; Magnoliopsida; Alismatales; Araceae.